AUGAUAUCUCGAGCGGCGGCUCCCUCCACCUCCACCCUCGCCUCCCUCUCGAGCCGCUCCCUCCGCGCCCAGGGGGCGGCCGCCCGCUCGUUCGCUACGGUGCAGGAGGCUCCUCCCGUCAAGCACUAUGGUGGGCUCCGGGACCAGGACCGCAUCUUCACCAACCUUUACGGUCACCACAGCCCCGAUUUGAAGUCGUCUAUGAAGUAUGGUGGUGAUUGGCACCGGACGAAGGAUAUCGUGCUCAAGGGCGACGAUUGGCUCAUCUCCGAGAUCAAGGCGUCUGGCCUGCGUGGUCGUGGUGGUGCUGGUUUCCCUUCCGGACUGAAAUAUUCGUUCAUGAACACCAAGGACUGGGACAAGGACCCCCGCCCCCGCUACCUGGUCGUCAAUGCCGACGAGGGCGAGCCUGGUACCUGCAAGGACCGCGAGAUUAUGCGCAAGGACCCCCACAAGCUCAUUGAGGGCUGCUUGGUCGUUGGCCGCUCCAUGAACGCUAAUGCCGCCUACAUCUACAUCCGUGGCGAGUUCUACGAGGAGGCCACCGUUCUCCAGCAGGCUAUCAACGAGGCCUAUGCCGCGGGCUACAUCGGCAAGAACGCGUGCGGCACCGGUUACGAUUUCGACGUCUACAUCCACCGCGGAAUGGGUGCCUAUAUUUGCGGCGAGGAGACCUCGCUCAUUGAGUCCAUUGAGGGCAAGGCCGGCAAGCCCCGCCUGAAGCCUCCAUUCCCCGCCGCCGUCGGUCUGUUCGGCUGCCCCAGUACCGUCACCAACGUCGAGACCGUCGCCGUCGUCCCCACCAUCGUUCGCCGCGGUGCCAGCUGGUUCUCGUCCUUCGGCCGUGAGCGCAACGCCGGUACCAAGCUGUUCUGUAUCUCCGGCCACGUCAACAACCCCGCUACCGUCGAGGAGGAGAUGUCCAUCUCACUGCGCGACCUGAUUGAGAAGCACUGUGGAGGUGUCCGUGGUGGCUGGGACAACCUGUUGGCUGUCAUUCCCGGUGGUUCCUCGACCCCCGUGAUUCCCAAGUCCGUCGCCGACAACCAGCUGAUGGACUUCGACGCCUUGAAGGACUCCCAGUCCGGUCUGGGUACUGCGGCCGUCAUUGUCAUGGACAAGUCCACCGAUAUCGUCCGCGCCAUCUCCCGUCUCUCCACCUUCUACAAGCACGAGUCCUGCGGUCAGUGCACCCCCUGCCGUGAGGGUAGCAAGUGGACCAUGCAGAUGAUGCAGCGCAUGGAGACCGGUAACGCCCGUGAGCGCGAGAUCGAUAUGCUCCAGGAGCUCACCAAGCAGGUUGAGGGCCACACCAUCUGCGCUCUGGGUGAGGCCUUUGCAUGGCCCAUCCAGGGUUUGAUCCGCCACUUCCGUCCCGAGCUGGAGGCUCGCAUCCGCCAGUACGAGAAGGAGAUUGGUGGUGCUCCCUUCGCUGGUGGCUGGAAGCCUUCUUCCCGUGCUGAGGGCAAGCUCAUCUCCCCCGGCAUGUAA
This is a messenger RNA of Penicillium daleae, 1491 nucleotides long. RefSeq names its product NADH-quinone oxidoreductase subunit NuoF. Lineage: Eukaryota; Fungi; Ascomycota; Eurotiomycetes; Eurotiales; Aspergillaceae. The record is from RefSeq and is a predicted model, not a curated record. The transcript is spliced from 3 exons. Bases 1 to 1491 code for a protein of 496 amino acids. Gene Ontology annotation, molecular function: NADH dehydrogenase (ubiquinone) activity; NAD binding; FMN binding.